Messenger RNA from Anoplophora glabripennis (Asian longhorned beetle), 2150 nucleotides. RefSeq names its product epithelial discoidin domain-containing receptor 1-like. The record is from RefSeq and is a predicted model, not a curated record. NCBI's taxonomy places the organism in Eukaryota, Metazoa, Arthropoda, Insecta, Coleoptera, Cerambycidae. The annotation marks the transcript as partial. Gene Ontology annotation, molecular function: ATP binding; protein kinase activity. Gene Ontology annotation, biological process: protein phosphorylation. The transcript is spliced from 12 exons.
AUGAAGAUAAGGCAGGAGAAGAACGGAGGCGCGUGGUGUCCUAAGGCGCAGAUAAGCAGUGACGUGAAGGAGUAUCUGGAGGUGGACCUCCAGAAGAACCACCUGAUGACGUGGACCGAGACACAGGGUCGCUUCGGUAACGGUCAGGGCCAGGAGUACGCCGAGGCGUUUUUGGUAGAGUACUGGAGAGCGUCUCUCAACCAGUGGGUCACGUAUAAAGAUUCCAGAGGAGAGAAGGUGCUCACAGGGAACAGUAACACCUACCUCGUGGUGCGACAACGUCUAGAAUUGCCGUUCGUCGCCAGCAAGGUGCGUUUCAUCCCCUACAGCGAGCAUCCCAGGACGGUUUGCAUGCGCGUGGAACUCUACGGAUGCUCUUGGGAACAGAAUAUUAUAAAAUAUGAAGCACCUCGAGGGGAGGUUCGAGAACCCGACAUAGACCUUGAGGACAUUAGCUACGAUGGCAUUUUAGAUGGAAGUUUAAUGAAGGGUGGUCUAGGACAACUUGUUGACGGACUCUACGGGGAUGACGACUACCAGAAACAAUUACAAGGAGAACAUUCAGGCAGUAGAUGGAUAGGCUGGAACAACGACACUCACGAUGGUGAACAGCUCAACAUCACCUUUGAGUUCGACGCCAUAAGAGAAUUCAACUCUGUGCACCUGCACACAAACAACAUGUUCAGCAGAGGAGUACAGGUAUUUUCGCUGGCGGAAAUUUGGUUCAGCCUCGACGGCGAGCGGUACCAAUCGAACCCCAUCCGGACCGUCAUCCCCGCGGACAGGAUGCGAGAAUCCGCCCGAAAUAUUACCAUCCAACUCCGUGGACGCCCUGCCAAAUUCAUCAGGCUAAAACUCUUCUUCGCCGACAAAUGGAUACUGCUGAGUGAGGUGUCCUUCGAAUCAGUCGCUCUUCCCAACAACCUCACUGAAGACGACCUUCAAAGGUACUACCUACUACCUGAGACGACGGUGUCAACGACUGCACCAGGCUCGUCCAGUGGAGAGACGACCCAUGCCAGGAAAGAGGUCACACCCGCCACGAGCCCUACUAGCAGUACUCAAGCAUACAUAGGCCUUAUUACAGGAGCUUUGGCGAUGAUUGUGCUCCUGUUAGCAUGUACCGUAUUUCUAAUGAUCAGAAGGGGUAGAAAGAAAGUGGCUCUUCUUCACAAGCACACAGCUUUGGUGUCCAGCAGCACAAAACCCACAACGAUAAACAUGAAGGAUCUCAAGCACAUGUCUACCCCCAUCAUCAACAACGGGCUAUCAAGAUCCAGGCUGUCUGUGAAAAGCAAAGGCAACACGAUAAGCAGCGUCGAUUCCAAGAAGCAGAAGAAGUGUAAUCUGUAUGGUCACGUGGCAGGUGAAGAAUCGGAUAGCGAGAACUCUUCCGUUUACCACGAACCUUACAAGCUAUUGCCUAAUGCCAAACAAGAAUACGGGUGUCUGCUGAAGAAGGACGCCAUAUCGUCUAGCAAAAGUGGAGAAUAUACAGAUUUCACGAGCGUGAACAGCUUCCAGGAGGACCUGAAGUUCUCGUCGCCGUCGUUCUACAACUUGACGCCGCCGCCCCCGCCGUCGUCCCGGCCGCCCACCUACGACGUCCAGAACUACCAGGCGCCCAACAACACGCCUAAUGGGUCCAUCCCCGCCCCCGAGAACUACUACGCCGCCACGGACAUUAUAAAGGGCGAGCGACGGGAGCAACAUUUCACGCCGGGUCGAUUCACUCCGAUUAAGCUGCCCGAAGGACCACCGCUGGAAGGAGUCGCCCAUCUGUUAGACUUCCCCAGGCACAGGCUCAGACUGCUGGAGAAGCUGGGCGAGGGUGACUUCGGCAUGGUUCAUCUGUGCGAAGCAGAAGGUCUUCCAGACUUCAACGGUGGAUCUUCUUUCCACAAGAAACAACUGGUUAUCGUGAAGAGCUUAUGGAGAGGCUGUGGAGAUGCGAAAAGGCACGAGUUCCUCAGGGAGACCAGUUGGCUGGCGGGUCUUCGCGACCCCAACCUGGCGCGAGUGGUCGGCUUCUGCAGCCAGGACGAGCCCAUGUGCGCCCUACUGGAGCACUCCGAGCCCGGGGACUUGCCCAGGUUCCUCGCCCAGAGGGCAGUUGGCGAAGAUGGCGGCUCCGUCGCUCCUUCUGUUAG